Suillus fuscotomentosus is the source of this 174-nucleotide messenger RNA. RefSeq lists its product as uncharacterized. Lineage: Eukaryota; Fungi; Basidiomycota; Agaricomycetes; Boletales; Suillaceae. The transcript has a single exon. The annotation marks the transcript as partial. The record is from RefSeq and is a predicted model, not a curated record.
CAGCUCAAGCACCUACGAGCUAUGCUCACUCACCUCCCAGACUGCAUCCCUCUGGGUAACUCCAGGUAUCACUUUGAGAACUUCGCACCUGAUCCAGAGAAAGUUGAGCUAUACGGCAGUGCAGAAGCAGCACUGAAUAAUGUGUUAGAAGUCACCUUUGCACCAAAGGGAUGA